AUGGAUCUGACGCUGCUAGCUGACAUUACUUGCAAGGCUCGGCUGAGACAGAUCGGCUUAACAGCACGUGAGUUGCGGGUGCGAUCCACUCGUCUUGAUGAUGUUGGUGGGCCGUCAAAGCCCGCUUCUCGAAUCUUCGUUGUCCAGCCUUCUCAUCGUCCCUCUCGCUCCACUCGCCGUCGUCGUUCUCCGAUCGAGCAAAGACGUUGGCGUGCUGCAGGAAGUGCCACGGCUUUGCUUUCGGCAACCAAACAAUUGUGUGGUGAUGUGCACACUGCAACUUCAAUCACAGGCAGUGGCAGCAUCGUCUCCGUCCCCAACCAAGCGUUUCCUGGCCAUGUGCUCUUCCUGGAGUACGCCUUGGUCAAUCAAGAGUUCAACAUCACGCUGUGCUGUGUCCACUUCCUACAGCACGCCGUACAAGGAGGGGCCAAACGCACCUGGGUCAGCUGCCGGCGCUGUGAGUUUACCAUAUAUGGGAGCUUGGGGACGUGGUGCACGUCCCUGCUGCUGGAUAUGAGCAAGCACGAGUCGUGUAUAUGGGAGCUGUUUCGAUGCCCAUGCGCAGGUUUCAUGUGGUCCGGCGGGAGCGAUGGGCGUGCCUCCUUGUCCUCCCCUCGUCUCGUCGCGUCCGGAGGAGGGCGACGACCGGAAUUAAGCGUCCAACCCCUUCUUUCUUCCAUUAUUCGUCGAACUACUUCUCGCCGUGUAAUCAUUUCGAAUUUAGACGUGAUGGCAGCGUUCAAAGUGCCGCGUACCGCGACUGAGGCUCUCCAGUCGCAGACACCACGCGCACGGCGCAUCCGCUUGCAGCGCUGCCCAUUGCAGCCCGUCUUGCGCUUUGCGUUGUGUCCUCGGUCGCCCUAUUUAUAUACACACACGCAAAUAUAAUUUUGUGCAAAUCGAAGUCAGUGCUCCGUAAUUCUAUCACAUCGUCCCAUGAAUUCAA
This is a messenger RNA of Musa acuminata subsp. malaccensis (wild Malaysian banana), 949 nucleotides long. The record is from RefSeq and is a predicted model, not a curated record. NCBI's taxonomy places the organism in Eukaryota, Viridiplantae, Streptophyta, Magnoliopsida, Zingiberales, Musaceae.